Molecule: messenger RNA, 5217 nt
Organism: Auanema sp. JU1783
Lineage: Eukaryota; Metazoa; Nematoda; Chromadorea; Rhabditida; Rhabditidae
Source: the annotation of a GenBank genome assembly
AUGAAACUGCGUUUCUUAUCAUCCGUGUUACCACAACAGGAAGGAGCUGCUCGGAUAGAAUCAAUUUCUUGCGCUCCAAACGGUUUAAAAACGGCAAUUGCGCAGUCCGAUCGAACCAUUGUUCUAAUAGAUGAGAAUGGACAGCAAAAAGACAGAUUUGCCACAAAGCCUAUUGAAUCAAAAUUCGGCAAAAAAUCGUAUUUUAUUACUUCGGUCGCCUUCUCCCCUGAUUCCUCAUGUUUGGCAGUUGGCCAAUCAGACAAUGUUGUUUUCAUUUAUAAAAUCGGAUAUACGUGGAAUGAAAAAAAGGUUAUUGUGAAUAAACUCAAACAAUCAUCAACGGUCACUUCGCUAAUUUGGCCUUUCGAGGAUAAAGUCAUUAUUGGUUUGUUGGAUGGAAAAGUUCGUUGUGGACUAUUAAAGUCAAAUAAGUGUUCCUCCUUAUAUAAAACAUCGGAACCUGUCGUUUCCUUGGCAUCCAAUCCUCGGAAAACAGCUUUUCUCAGUGGUCAUGCUGAUGGGUCUAUUUUAAUUUUCAAUUUCGCAAGCAAAAAUCAGUCAAAGAUUUGUACUUUGCAAAUUUCUCCUUUCUGUUUGGCAUUCACUUCUCAUGGCUUCCUUGUUGCCGGAUCGGACCGAAGGAUUUUAUCCUAUACAGAGAAUGGAAUUGUUCAACAACAGUUUGAUUAUUCUGAUCAGGCGGAAAAGGAGUUCUCAGCGUUAAUUACUGACCCAACAGGACAGAACGUAGCUGUCGCUAGUUAUGACAGAAUACGGUUGUUCUCUUGGUCGAGCCGUAGAGGAGCAUGGGAUGAAGGAGUACCUUUAGACAUCAAAAAUAUUUAUUCUGUCACUUCUCUAGCUUGGAAAGGCGAUGGGUCAGCUGUCUAUGCGGGAACCAUAUGCGGAGGAGUUAUAUCGAUCGACUGUUGCUUAAGAAGAGGGAUGCUCAAGAGUCGUUUCGAAACAACUUACGUUUCUCCUUCACAUGUUAUUGUUCGUGAUAUAACAACUGAUUUCAAAACGAACGUUAUAUCAAACAGAGGGCUAUCGAUCGAUGAGCUGAAGAUGAUGGGCAAAGAUAAGUUUGUUCAUGCUACAACAUCUUCUACCAUCAUACUUGCGGACACCUCUACAGGGAAGUCUUCCGAGCUCGAAUGGCGUUCUGGUGGAAAUGAAAAAUUCUAUUUUGACUUUGAAAAUGUUUGCAUUCUGAUAAAUGCUGGUGAGAUAACAGUAAUCGAGUAUGGAAUAGAUGGUGCAAUUGGUUGGAUCCGAACAGAGUUGACAAGCCCUCAACUGAUGAGUAUUCGAAUUUCUUAUCCCUCUAAAAACGGGCCUAUCAAGAAAAUUGCUUAUUUGCCUGAUCCGACAACUAUAUCUCUAGUUAACUUUUUGAAUGGACAGCAAGAAAUGGCUUUGACCCAUACAAGUGCGAUUGACUGGCUUGAAUUAAACGAGGAGGCAAAUUUACUCCUUUUUCGAGACAAACGAUCCAGAGUAAUUCUGGUUGACCUUGCAACAGAGCGACAAACAACACUCAUAUCUUUUUGUACAUAUGUUCAGUGGGUACCCAUGAGUGAUGUCAUUGUUGCUCAAUCAGGAGAUACCCUUCAUAUAUGGUAUAAUCCUGAGACUCCAGAGCAAAUCACUAAUGUUCAAAUAGCUGGAGAAGUUGAAAACGUGAUACGUGAUGUGGAUAAGACUGAAGUCAUAGUUCAGGAAGGAACUGCUAAAGUUUCUUAUGAGCUGGACAAUACACAAAUAGAGUUUGGAAGUGCUUUAGAUAAAAAUGAUUUCGAGAGAGCAAUCACAUACUUGGAAACACAGAGAAAUGGGCUAGACACAUAUAUGAUGUGGCGAAGAGUUGGAGAGUUAGCUCUCAAUCAUCAGAGGCUAUGCAUUGCUCAGAGAUGUUUUGCUGCCAUCAAUGAUAUUGCUUUAGUUAAUAUGCUUCAUGAAACUGUGGAUUACGCUGAGAAGGCUGCGCUAGAGCUUGGUGGAGAUGGAACUCAAUACUAUAAAGUCCGAGCAAACUUAGCUUUGUUAAAUAAAAAUUUCAAACAAGCUGAAAAAGCAUAUCUGGAAUCUAAUGCUGUUGAUGAAGCUGUACAAAUGUAUCAAACAUUGCAUAAAUGGGACGAUGCAUUGGAGUUAGCCAAAGCGACGCAUUACUCGGGUUACGAGCAACUGAAAAGCACUUAUCUCCGAGCUCUAUAUGAUUCUGGUCAAGAAGGAAAAGCUGCUGACCUCAAAGUAUCUGAAGGGGACCAUAUGGGAGCAAUACAUUUAUUCCUCAAAGCGAAUCAACCGGCGAAGGCUUUGAAUGUUGUAAACUCUCAACCACAGUUGGCUAAAGACGAUCGCUUAUUGGAAACUAUUGCUGAUGCUCUACUCAAGGGAUUUGUUUAUGAUAAAGCGGGAGAUAUUUUUGAAAAAAUGAAAAACUUUGAGAAAGCUUUGGAGUGCUAUCGGAAAGGUCAUGCUUUUUCAAGAGCAGUGCAGUUGGCCAGAACUGCUUUCCCUGAGGAAGUUGUUGUUUUAGAGGAACAGUGGGGGGACCAUUUAGUUUCUGAAUCCCAACAUGAUGCUGCUAUCAGCCAUUAUCUCGAAGCCAACAAGAGCUUAAAAGCUGUGGAAGCUGCGAUGAAUGCUCAAGAAUGGAGUAAGGCUGUUCAGAUUGUGGAUGUCAUUCAAGAUGAGGCUACUAGCAAAACUUAUUAUGGUAAGAUAGCUGAGUAUUACGCUGGCAUUGGAGAUUUGGAGAGAGCCGAACGUCUGUUCAUCGAAGCUGACUUACACAAACUAGCGAUCGCUAUGUAUGUUCGCAACAACAAAUGGGCUGAAGCUUACCGAUUGUCCGAGGAGUUCUUAGGAAAAGAAGAAACAGCAUCAAUGUAUAUAAAUACUUCCCAAGAAUUAGAAGAGCAAGGACGGUAUGCCGAAGCAGAACAGCUCUAUAUCGCUAUUGGAGCCUCUAGCAAAGCAAUACAGAUGUAUCGUAAAGCGAACAGGCAUGACGACAUGAUACGGCUUGUAGAGAAGUAUCACAAUGAGCAUUUAUUGGAAACGCACAAAAGACUGGGCAUGGAGUUCGAGGAGAGUGGAGAUAUGAAAGCAGCUGAAGAAGAAUAUUUGAAAGCAGGAGAUUGGAAGGCUGCAAUCACAAUGUAUCGAGAGAACGAGAUGUGGGCAGAUGCGUACAGAUUGGCCAAGAGCGAUGGAGGAGAGCAGACGCAGAAACAAAUUGCUUUCCUGUGGGCUAAGAGCUUGGGUGGAGAAGCUGCUGUUAAGCUUCUGAAUAAAUUCGGAAUGUUGUCUGAUACCAUCGAUAAUGCUUGCGAGAAUGGAGCCUUCGAUUUUGCGUUUGACUUGGCUAAAAUCGGAAUGAAAGAGAGACUUCCAGAUGUUCACCUGAGAAUGGCUAUGUAUCUGGAGGAGGAAGGAAAACUAGAUGAAGCAGCAAGGCACUUCGUUGAAGCAGGAAAAGCAGAUGAAGCUACUGCAAUGUAUAUUCAUGAUGAAGAUUGGGAAGCUGCCGAACGAAUCGCUCAGGAGCAUGCACCUCAAGCUCUGAAUAAUGUAUACCUCGGACAGGCACAGAAAGCAUUGGAUGAGGGUGAUCACCCAAGAGCUGAGAGUUAUUUUUUGCGCGCCAACCGUCCGGACCUCAUUCUGAAUUACUUCAAAGAUACUGCGUCAUGGCCAGAUGCUUUGCGAAUCGCGAAAGAAUAUCUUCCUCAUCAACUACCACAUCUUCAAGAAGAAUAUGACAAAGCUGAACUACGUAGUGGUGCACGAGGAAUCGAUUCAUAUCUGGCUCAAGCAAAAGAAUGGGAACAGCAGUCGGAAUGGUCUAGAGCUGUACAGUCGUACCUCAGAGUGUCACCUGACGCUACAAGCAAUGAAGAAAUACUCAAACAGAGUGCUCUCAAAGCAGCAGAUCUCGCUAUUAAAUUCCUUAUAGGAAUGGACAACGAUCUAUUCGGAGAGGUACUUCAAAGAUUAGAAGAUUUACAACUGUAUGAGAAACAAGCGGAAGCUCUUCUCGUCAUGGGAAACACGAAACAGUCUAUACAUGCUCUGUGCAAGGCCCAGUUGUGGUCAAAAGCCAAACAGGUCGCAAUGGAAUAUUUACCAGAAAUGGUUCCGGAAAUCGAAACAGCUUAUAAAGAAAGUUUAAAAAAUGAAGGACGGCUGGGUGAACUUAUAGAUGUUGAUGUUAUAUCUGCUAUCGACCUUAUGAUUGCGAAUGGUCAAUGGGAAAAAGCUUUGGAUACAGCUAAGCAGCAAAACCAUCGCCCCUUGAUCGAUAAAUAUGUAGCUAUGUAUGCUGCAGAAUUAAUUCAGCAAGACGAUAUACCUAAGCUUUUGAAAGUGUUCGAGCGUUAUGGCGCUUCCUCUAAUUCGAGCAGUUUCAAUUUGUAUAAAAUGCUAUUUUCGCGGGCUGUGAAUCUACCACCAAAUUCGGAAAUGGAAUUCGCCGAGCUCAUCGCUAUACGAGACCUGUUCUUAAAUCUGAUAGAAACUAUGAGAAAAGAAAAAUCGGAAUUUCAUAAUGAAUUCGAAAGAUAUUUAUAUGCUCUUAGUCUGAUGAGCAUGAGAAUAUCGAUUAAGAAUAUGGAGUCAACAGAAGCUAAACGCCUGUAUCUGAAGCAGUCUAUAGCUCUGCUGAGAUACACAGAUCUGUUACCAGCCGAUCGAGUUUUUUAUGAAGCAGGAACAGCAUCAAAGGAUUUUGGUGGUGAUUAUGAAGCAGUUGCUUUCAUUCUAUUGAACCAUUACCUUGAUUUGGUGGAUGCCAUAGACGAAGGGAAUGUGGAGUUGGUAGACUAUUCCAUGUUCGAGAACACAGAUAUCCCAACUGAGGUUCCCCUCCCUGAGAAGCAAUGGUUGAAUUCUGUCGACCAUGAAGAAGUGAAGGAAUGGGUUCUUGCAACAUCUGUAGAUGAUAAUGGUCUUCGCGAACUACCUCUAGACAAUCGUGGUUCUUUCGAAAGUUCUUUAGUGGAUGACCAAGGCAGUUCUUUUCCUCAGUGUAUAAUAUCAGGUUACCCUGUUCUAACAGCUUCUGUUGACUUGGGACGAUUAGCUGCCAUUAAAGAGGAACUAAACCGAUUUUUGGUUAUGAUAAAGACAAAUCCGACAGAUGAUCUCAUAAAUGUCCAAGAGUUCUUGUCCAAAUGGGCAGAAACACCUUUGACAAUGGCAAUUUGA